UCCCGGGCCCCCGCGGAAGCCCCGCCCGGCCGCGCUGUCACUCACCGCCCCGGGGAGACGCUCCAGCUCCAGGGAGGCGGUGGUGGCGGCGGCGCCCGGACCGGGCGGUUCCCCCCGCGCGCAGGUAUCCAUUCUUGGCGUCAAUAGAAAAUGGGAUAUUUGAAUAGACGGACCUUUCAUUUGACUAACUGUGGCAGUUCUUAGCUUUGCACAACCUAAGAAGAUGUUUUGAACUGUUCACUAGAACACAUGAGGUGUUCUGCCAGGGGGAUUCUGGCAAAGCUGAUGAAAACUAACAGGAAUUUGAACACGUGGGUUCACAGGAACACGCUGUGCUUCCAACCAGAACUUGCAAUUGUCAUCUUCUAAAUGGAUUCCAGUGAAUUUUCGGGAUCUUUGGACCCACUGUCCUUGCCUGACAAACCACUUAUUGGUGAUCUCCCUGCUGACAUGGAGUUUGGGGAAGAUCUCCUGGGCUCCCAAACAGCUUCUACCCAGGAAGUUUCAGUUCUUCAGCCCCCGGACUGGGAUCAACCCAAGCAGAUGACCGCAGAUGGGGACUUGGACCUUCUAGUGAAAGCAGACAGCCUGUCUGAACUAAACAAGUCAAAUGAUCUCGAUCUAGAUAAACCUAGUGUCUUGGACAUGCUGGAGAAACCUGAUGUCUUGGAUGAGCUGGAUAAAACUGCUGACUUGAUGGAGCUGGAUAAAUCGGGGGAUCUGGAUGGGCUAUAUAAGGCACAUUCUUCCCAGGAUGUGGAAGAUGGGCUGGGGGACUCCUCUGCCCUCGCUAGGGAAGCCCUUGUUCCAGAAACGUGGAAAGAAGGGGAAGAUGCACCAAAAAGUGAUUCUGGGGACAUGAAGGAUGACGGUGCUGCUGCUAUUCCUGCGCUGUCUGAUGACAAUGCCCCUGAAUCGCCCCCACAGCCUGUUCCUGACUCAGAGGAACUGAGCAGUGCCCCAGCCACAGAAGAAAUCACAACGCAGUCCUCGAGUCUGCCAGUGUCCCCCCCACAGCUCAGUCUUAAACAAACCAAGAAGACAAGGUUGAAGGCACCAAGGAAAAGCUCACCUGUGCAGAGGGAAGGGCUGGCAGUGGAACCGGGGCUGGAGCUGAGCCCAGAUAACAGUGUUGCAGCCUUGCCCCCUGAGCACAUGGAUGAAAACCAGACAGAGGAAGAGGAUGAUAGUGGGAACAACUCUCUUAAAGAGAGCAGCAUACUGAAGGCACAAGAAGCUUCGCCACCAGCAGGAGAAGGCCUGUCUGGGAAGGGAAGCGAGCAGCCAACUGAGAAGGAGCAGAAAAGAAGUGAACGAGCCAGAAGAUCAGAAACUGCCAGGCCUGAAACUGUGAACUCCUCUGAGAGCAUUCCGGUCUCUGAUGAAGACUCAGAUGCAAUGGUGGAUGAUCCUAAUGAUGAAGAUUUUGUUCCUUUUCGUACCCGACGCUCAACGCGUAUGUCCUUACGCACUCAGAUGGCUCAGCGAGCCGCCCGCUCCACUGUUACCAAGAUGACUUGUGCCAACUGCCGGACCCCACUGCAGAAAGGACAGACUGCCUACCAGCGUAAAGGACUCCCUCAGCUUUUCUGCUCCAGCUCCUGUCUCACCACCUUCUCAAAAAAACCACCUGGCAAAAAGAUAUGCACCUUCUGUAAAAAGGAGAUCUGGAACACCAAGGACUCUGUGGUUGCCCAGAUCGGUUCAGGCGGCUCUUUUCACGAGUUCUGCACCUCCGUCUGCCUCUCCCUCUACGAGGCCCAGCAGCAGAGACCAGCACCUCAGUCUGCGGAGGCCUCAGACACCAGCCGCUGCAGUGUCUGCCACAAACCCGGCGAGAUCCAGCAUGAGGUCAGCAAUGGGAACGUGGUGCAUCGCAUUUGCAGUGAUGCCUGCUUCACCAAGUUCCGGGCCACCAAGGGGCUGAAAACCAACUGCUGUGACAACUGUGGACUCUAUAUCUACAACAAGGGCUUGCCCCUGGAGUACCUCUUCCAUGAAGGCCAGCAAAAACGCUUCUGCAACUCUGCCUGUCUCAACAGUUACAAGAAGAAGAACACUAGGGUCUACCCAUGCAUGUGGUGCAAGACGCUGUGCAAGAACUUUGACAUGCUGCCCAACGUGGACCGCAGUGGCAAGAUGGGCCUGUUCUGCUCCAUUUGCUGCACUACCUCCCACAAAGUGAAGCAGUCAGGCUUGGUUGGUCCCCCUAGACCCUGCAGCUUCUGCAGAAAGAGUUUAUCUGAACCCUGCUAUUACAACAAGACAGACCGGGUUGUCUACCAGUUCUGCAGCCCCAGCUGCUGGACCAAAUUCCAGCGCACCAGCCCGGAAGGUGGGAUCCACCUGAACUGCCAUUACUGCCACAAUCUUUUCAGCGGGAAGCCGGAGAUCCUAGACUGGCAGGACAAAGUGUAUCAGUUCUGCUGCAAGGACUGCUGCGAGGACUUCAAGCGGCUGCGUGGGGUAGUGUCUCAGUGUGAGCACUGCAAGCAGGAGAAGCUGCUGCAUGAGAAGAUCCGUUUCUCUGGGGUGGAGAAGAACUUCUGCAGCGAAGGGUGUGUGCUUCUUUACAAACAGGAUUUCACCAAGAACCUGGGCCUGUGCUGCAUCACCUGCACCUACUGUUCUCAGACCUGCCAGCGGGCGGUCACCGAGCAGCUGGAGGGCAGCACCUGGGACUUCUGUAGUGAAGACUGCAAAAGCAAAUACUUGCUCUGGUACUUCAAGGCAGCUCGGUGCCAUGCCUGCAAGCGUCAGGGGAAGCUGCUGGAAACCAUCCACUGGCGAGGGCAAAUCAAACACUUCUGCAACCAGCAGUGUCUGCUGCGAUUUUACAAUCAACAGAACCAGCCCAACCUGGACACGCAGAAGGGGCCCGAGAGCCUGCUGAACAGUCAGACUUCUGAGCCAAAACCACCUGCCUCUUCCCCACAGAAGGCAGAGACUAACAUGUUGCCAGCGAAGACCUCCUCAGCCCAGAUGUCUCCAGCUGCACCGCCUCCCCCGCCCCCUCCAGUUCCAGCCACCCCUCGGAAGAACAAAGCUGCUAUGUGUAAACCACUGAUGCAGAACCGGGGCGUUUCCUGCAAAAUAGAAAUGAAGUCCAAAGGAUGUCAGACAGAGGCUGACUGGAAGCCCCAGGUGAUUGUGUUGCCAAUCCCCGUCCCGAUCUUCGUGCCUGUGCCUAUGCAUAUGUACUGCCAGAAAGUACCUGUGCCUUUCUCCAUGCCUGUCCCGGUGCCUGUGCCAAUGUUCUUGCCCACCACACUGGAGAGCACAGAUAAGAUAGUGGAGACCAUCGAGGAGCUGAAGGUGAAGAUCCCCUCCAACCCGCUGGAGGCUGACAUCCUGGCCAUGGCCGAGAUGAUCGCGGAGGCUGAGGAACUGGACAAGGCCUCCUCAGACCUGUGUGACCUGGUGAGUAACCAGAGUGCAGAGGGACUCCUGGAGGACUGUGAUCUGUUUGGGCCAGCGCGGGAUGAUGUGUUGGCUAUGGCUGUCAAGAUGGCAAACGUCCUCGAUGAGCCUGGCCAGGACCUGGAGGCUGACUUCCCGAAGAACCCGCUAGACAUCAACCCCAGCGUGGAUUUCCUCUUUGACUGUGGGCUGGUGGGGCCAGAAGAUGUGUCCACAGAGCAAGACCUGCCUCGUGCUGUCCGAAAGGGGCAGAAGCGCCUGGUGCUCACCGAGAGCUGUUCCCGGGACUCGAUGAGCAGCCAGCCCAGCUGCACGGCGCUGAACUACUCGUAUGGUGUGAACGCCUGGAAGUCCUGGGUGCAAGCCAAGUACGCAGGGGGAGAGACCAGCAAGGCAGAGGAGCUGCGCUUUGGUCCCAAGCCCAUGAGGAUCAAGGAAGACAUCCUGGCCUGCACAGCUGCUGAGCUCAACUAUGGCCUGGCCCAGUUUGUCAAGGAAAUAACACGGCCCAAUGGGGAGCGCUACGAGCCAGACAGCAUAUAUUACCUCUGCCUCGGCAUCCAGCAGUACCUGCUCGAGAACAAUCGUAUGGUGAAUAUAUUUACAGACCUUUACUACCUGACCUUCGUACAGGAGCUGAACAAGUCCCUGAGUGGCUGGCAACCCACAAUCUUACCAAACAAUGCAGUUUUCUCACGUGUCGAGGAGGAGCACCUCUGGGAGUGCAAGCAGCUGGGUGUUUACUCACCCUUUGUGCUCCUCAACACCCUCAUGUUCUUCAACACCAAGUUCUUUGGGCUGCAGACGGCGGAGGAGCACAUGCAGCUGUCUUUCACCAACGUGGUGCGCCAGUCCCGCAAGUGCAACACAGCCCGUGGCAUGGCGAAGGUGGUGAGCAUCCGCUACUAUGCUCCUGCCAAGCAGAAGAAAGGCCGAGAUGGUGGUUCUGGAAAGCGGAAACGCGAGGAGGAGAUGCCGAUCCUGGAGCAGCGGGAGAACAGGAUGAACCCUCUCCGAUGCCCCGUCAAGUUCUAUGAAUUUUAUCUCUCCAAAUGCCCCGAGAGCCUGCGGAACCGCAACGACAUCUUCUACCUGCAGCCGGAGCGGUCGUGCAUCGCCGAGUCGCCCCUCUGGUACUCGGUCAUCCCCAUGGACAGGAGCAUGCUGGAGAGCAUGCUGAACCGCAUCCUGGCCGUGAGGGAGAUCUACGAGGAGCACAGCCGCCUCGGGGGCCUCGAGGACGACAUGGACUGAGCGGGGCGCUGCCGGGCUGGCUCCCCUCCAGCCCUGGACGCCUCGUCUCCCCGUGCCGGUGGCAGGGCAGGGGCCGUGCAGCGUGGCGGGGGGGCCGGUGCCGAGCCCCGGCUGGAGUUGCAGCAGUGCUGUCCCCUCGUCAUUACCGGACUCGGCCAUUCCCCCCCCGGCUCGCAACAGGCCUUUCCUCCGCGCGUGGCCCCCAGGCUCAGCCCUGCCUCUUGCCUGGGCCAGCUUCCCCGGGGCCGGGCCCUGUGGCACGGCGGGGGCCGAGCCCCCAGGGCAGCCGCCCUGGCCCCGUCCUCCCGCCCCGUGGGUCGCAGCCCCCUUCCCCUCACCCCAGCCCCCCCACCCCGGGGCAGUGACUGCACAAUUCUGGGACCAGCAGCCCCCAGGCUUUUACCCCCCCCCCCCCCCGGGUGGGUGGUGGGGCAGGAACGGCGGAGUCUCUGGCCCAGGAAGAGCAGCUCCAGGGCCGGGGGGGGCCAAGACGAGGCAGGUGUUGGCGGGCCGCCAGUUUUGUCCGUGUUUUUGGAAGCGGUGCAGAGCACGCUGACGGAUGCGGGUUGGGGCCAGUGCCACUGCCUUGCAUGUUGUUCCCCCCCCCCCCCAGUGCUGCAAGCUGGUUGGGGCUUGGGGCAGAGGCAGAAGAGCAGGGUCUGGCCAGCCUUCCUCCUCCUCCUCCUCCUCCUCCUCCUCCUCCUCCUCCGCCUCCUCCCCUGACGCUGCGAGCCCCCGGCCUGGGGCGAGCUUGGCUCCGGCUUUGCUGUCCCCCCCCGCCUCCCCCCUCCUCGUGUCCCCUUCGGUUUCCCCGAGCUGUACAUGGGUCUCGGCGCUGUCUGUUGAGCCUGUAUAUAUUGUCCUGGGCCCUGGCCCGGGGCCCGUCCUCUGUGUCCGUGUGGAGUGAGCCGCUCACCGGUCUUGUUGUAGUGCUAACAGGGCGGUAGGACUAACCCUGUGUCUCUGGAAACCAUUCAUUUCAAAUAAAGAUGCGGAAACCCA
Dromaius novaehollandiae (emu) is the source of this 5676-nucleotide messenger RNA. It is a transcript of the gene ZMYM3, whose product is annotated as zinc finger MYM-type containing 3. Gene Ontology annotation, molecular function: zinc ion binding. Bases 370 to 4674 code for a protein of 1434 amino acids. NCBI's taxonomy places the organism in Eukaryota, Metazoa, Chordata, Aves, Casuariiformes, Dromaiidae. The transcript has 26 exons. The record is from RefSeq and is a predicted model, not a curated record.